Babesia sp. Xinjiang is the source of this 1473-nucleotide messenger RNA. RefSeq lists its product as uncharacterized. Gene Ontology annotation, molecular function: transmembrane transporter activity. Gene Ontology annotation, biological process: transmembrane transport. The record is from RefSeq and is a predicted model, not a curated record. Bases 1 to 1473 code for a protein of 490 amino acids. The transcript has 3 exons. NCBI's taxonomy places the organism in Eukaryota, Apicomplexa, Aconoidasida, Piroplasmida, Babesiidae.
AUGACGUCAGAUGCUACCGGAGAGAUCCGCAAACCAAAACGUUUCGCCUUUGAGACCGUGGACCCAAAGUUGAUGCCAGCACCGCAUAUCAAUCCCUUCCUUCGCCUGCUAAUUUAUAUUUACUACAUUUUAAGUUCAGGUUGUAUCUACUGGGGAUGGAACGGCUUUCAAGAGAUAUUGUACAAGGCCGGCGCAUUUGAGGAGUACUGUGAAAAUGUGAGUGAGAGGACAGCAAAGGUACUUUAUGGUGUGGCGUACACCGAUUGCCCGGCCAGGGCGGGCGGUAUCAACAACCUCUAUACCAUUGCAUACUCUACGCACUUCAUCUUCUCGUUUCUUGGUGGGUGGUUCUUGGAUAAAUUUGGACCACGAGUUUGCUUUUUAGUGGGCCAAAUAUUCUCAAUUACUGCCUGGGCACUGGUUUUUUGUUUCCCUAAGAAUGGAGCGCUGUUGAGGUUAGCCUUCGUUCUUGUUGGUUUGUGCUGUGAGGCAUGCUACAUUCCCAUGCUUUCUGUGAGCAAAUACUUCCCCAAAGGGUCGUCCACAGUUAUAGCUAUCAUGGGCUCAUGUCGUUCACUUUCGUUCUUCGUGCCAACCCUUUUGUCGUGGAUCUAUCACAGCCAGGGGGUAACUGAAGAUAUGCUAUAUCUAAUCGGGCUAAGUUACCUUUUGAUUUCAAAUGUGUUUUGUUUGGUUUCUGGAGCUUUCAUCAUCCCGAAAGUCAUACCUGUUUCUCCAUCGGAACAGGAGGCAGUUAACAAACGUGCUCGUGAGCUUGAGAUUAGGGAUAAAUACGAGUCUACACAUGCAGAGUGCGAAAACAGAAGCAAAUAUAAGUUUAUCGAGACUAUCAAGCAUGGCAUCAGGAGCCCGUUAGCAAUGGAAUUUUUCGUUCUUGGCUUGUCCGUCUGCCUUUUCAUGCCAUCCAUAGAGUUCAUCAACAAAUCGCAAGGUGAUCUUCUAGUUGCAUCUGGCGAUGGAGGCGACGCUACUGGCAUAUUCAAGUACUUCAAUGUUCUGACGUUCCUCCCUGGCCCGCUUUUGGGUGCGAUGAUGGACAAAGUUGGUCCCGCUAUCGUUAUGAACUUUUUGCACGCAUGUGCCUUGCUUUACUAUGCUUGCACUUCGUUUGACAUCUAUGCGAUGAAAAUAGCGGCUUGCUGCUUCUACUUGCUCGCAGGUUCACUGUGCAUUUCCACCGUGUACUGCUAUGUCAACACGAGGUUCCCAGCUCAGUACUUCGGUAUACUGGUGACGGUAAUUUUCGGCGCCGCAGGUUUGAUGGCGUUGCUCAACAUUCCUCUUUACAAUUGGGGGCUUACCUUAAAGGCUGACGUAGUUCAACAGCGCUUCCGUCCGCUCUCAUUUGUUUUUAUGGGAUACAUGGCAACUGCCUGUUUACUCAGCGCUACUCUGAUAUAUCUGUCAGUCAUACGUCCCAAGAGGUCCAAAGGGGUGCAACUUAGCGUGUAG